AUGGAGUCACAUUCAUUAAACACACCCGCUGGCUACCUGCCGACAAAGAAAUCACAACUGGUUAGUCAGGCGCGUAUUGCGAAGAUUAACGAACUCUAUAAAAGAAAAAAUAAAGAGCAUAGAGACUCUGUCGUGUCCAAUAAUUCAACUUCGGUGCUAUCAAAUACAACAAAUUCAAAUGACUGCGCUCCUGUAUUUGGUCUGAAAUACAAGCCUAACAACAAUGGAUAUCAUCUGGAUGAACCAACAGCGACAGUGAAACAAGAGGUUAGCGAACCAAAUCUAUUCAAUUUUACUGUACCACCGCAACAGCCCUCUCCAUCAACUUCAUCUGAUGUGGGGACUUCUGAUAAUCGACAGCAAAAAUUACAGAACAGGCGGCCAGUGGUACAUAAUGAAGAUGAUGAUGAGGAUUAUGAAGCAGAGUUAAAAUUUACACCAAGGUUAAAGUCAAGAAGGAGCUUGAUAAUAUCGAGCAAUUUAGGUGAUUCGGAUGGAGAUUUCGAAAAUGAGAUGCCAGAAAGACUGCGACGUCCCGCUCAUGGCUCUAGUUCGAGAAAUAGAAGACUUUCUUUAAAAAAAGCACUGGGCGAUCCAUUACCACUGCCGUACGUCAAUAAGGACUUUGAAAAUUCUUCAAAUGGAAACGAUACUGUCCUAACCGAUGAAGCAUUCAAUGAGAAGAGGCGAUUAAUAGAAAAAAAAUGGCGCUACCUAGUUUCACCAGGCAAGAGAGUAGCGGAGAGCAGAUUUAAAGAGAACAAAGAGUAUCAUGAUUCCAAUAACUCACCAUUUUCCAUCUUUAAGUCGGAGUUAUCUGCGUCAUCAUCAAAUUCGGCACUAGCGACCGGAAGUCACGAAAUUAUGAAGAGUUUGAAAGAGGAAAUUAUUAGUAACAGAGAUAAAUUGGAUAGAAUAGUUGAUUUGCUGAACAAUCAGAACAAGAUACGCACCACAAAUUCAAACUAUAGUGAAUAUUCUUUUUGGAUAUUUUGUAUUAUUUUACUCAUCUUUUUCAAUAUUUAUGUGUAUUAUUAUUAA
Molecule: messenger RNA, 1041 nt
Organism: Zygotorulaspora mrakii
Lineage: Eukaryota; Fungi; Ascomycota; Saccharomycetes; Saccharomycetales; Saccharomycetaceae
Gene: KAR1
Product: Kar1p
Exons: 1
Coding region: 1-1041 (346 amino acids)
Source: RefSeq, a predicted model, not a curated record